Messenger RNA from Calidris pugnax (ruff), 2397 nucleotides. It is a transcript of the gene DSCC1, whose product is annotated as DNA replication and sister chromatid cohesion 1. Gene Ontology annotation, cellular component: chromosome, centromeric region; chromatin; Ctf18 RFC-like complex. The coding region runs from base 39 to 1211 and encodes 390 amino acids. NCBI's taxonomy places the organism in Eukaryota, Metazoa, Chordata, Aves, Charadriiformes, Scolopacidae. The record is from RefSeq and is a predicted model, not a curated record. The transcript is spliced from 9 exons. Gene Ontology annotation, biological process: mitotic sister chromatid cohesion; maintenance of mitotic sister chromatid cohesion.
UUCUGAGCGGUUGAGAGAAGGAGGCGGCGGCGGGCGCCAUGCGGACCCGUGGGGAGGUGGACGCGACGCUGCAGACGGCCAAGCUCAACCCGGCGGAGCUGCUGCCGGCCGUGCAUUGCCUCAGCUUCGGGCCGCAGGCCAGCUCCGGUGAAUGCUGCCUGCUGCAGCUGGAGCCGGGCCUCUGCGCCGAGCUGGAAGCGGGACGCAGCCUGGUAAUCCGUGGCGAAAAGGAUGAACAAGCAGUGUUGUGCAGCAAAGAUAAAACCUACGACAUGAAAAUAGCAGAUACCUCAAAUAUGUUGCUGUUUAUUCCUGGUUGCAAAACUCCAGAACAGCUGAAUGCAGAUCAAGCAUCUUGUGAUAUUAUUCAUUCACAGAUUGCUGGCUUCUCCAAUAACUACUGGGAAUUAAGGAGAUGCCGACCUAAACUGAAGAAACUGAGACAGCUUUUAAUGGAAGAUCCAUAUGAAGGGCCAGAUAGCCACAAAGAUCAGACUUUGACAUUUUCAAAGUAUACAACAGAAGAUUUGUUAAGUCUGAUUCAAGCAAGUGAAGAAGAAAUACUGCAUCAAUUGCAGGUUAUAAAUGCCUGCAAAAUUGAAGGAUACUGGAGAAUUCUAGAAUUUGACUAUGAGAUGAAGCUCUUGAAUCAUGUGACUCAACUUAUAGACUCAGAGUCCUGGUCUUUAAGUAAGGUUCCUUUACGUACCUGCCUUGAGGAACUUGGAUCUUUAGAGCCCACAGAGAUGAUAGAACAUAUUCUUUUAAGCUAUGGAAGGAGAUACAUUGAUGAUGCAGGGGACGUUUACUUUGAAAUGCAUGAAGAUAAAAUAUGCAGAGCUAUAGCACAAAUGCUUUUGCAAAAUGCAGUUAAAUUCAAUCUCUCAGAGUUCCAAGAAGUUUGGCAACAAAGUGUCCCUGAAGGGAUGACAGCAAGGCUUGAUCAGCUUAAGGGCUUGGCUCUUGUGGAUAAAACCUCAAGGCCAGAGACCAUCUUUCUGCUAAAAGUAGAAGACUUACCUGAAGACAAUCAGGAAAGAUUCAACAGCUUAUUCAGCAUACGGGAAAAGUGGACAGAAGUGGAUAUUACCCCUUAUAUACAAGACCUCUGUGCAGAGAAGCAGACAGUUGGUGCUCUUCUGACAAAAUACGCUCGCUCCUCAAUGCAGAAUGGUGUUAAAGUUUAUAAUUCUAGAAGACCCAUCUCAUAACAAAUACUGUUUUAAGAACUGAGGAUACUGGACGGAGUAACAGUGAAUGUUGCUUCUUGCUGCCUUCUGGGGAAAGGACUUCUCAACUGGUAUUGCAGUGUUCUUGAAUUUCAGGAGCUAAGUUUCUUGCACGAGUUUUAUUUUCUGCUCAGCUAAAUAGAAUGUGAGGGCACCUGCCUCUUCUAAGAAACUACAGCAUCAGCAGCCCACCCCCCUCAGCCCCCCUUCCUUUUCCUUUGUGUCUGCAGUUAGGCCAGCAGUCAAGCUAAUUCUUGAAUACACUCUAGCUGUCCAUAAACUGGUCUGACAUUAAAAAUUAAAACCUCCUUGAUAAUAAUUAAAUCAAUUGAAUUGAUUUCAACAGCAAAAUGGAAUGUUAGUGUUUUGCAUUAGUGAGCAUUCUUGAAGAUUUCGUUGCAGUGUUGCCAUUUUGAAUGGUGCAGACUUUGACAGGCUCAUGAACAAGUUAUUCCAGACUAAGAUGACACUAGUCUUAAUUUUGGAAGAUGAUUCUUUUUAUGGUCAUUUCUGUGCAUAACAUUGGCAUGAGCUCUUGACACUUGUAAUAUUUAAGAGGCAAUUCUACAAAAAACCAAAUUGCAAUCAAGUGUGAAGGUAUGAGAGAAUAGUUGAACAUUAUGUUAUGAACUUCCUGUAAAGUGCCUUUAGAAUGUAGCUGUGGUAGAACUAAUGUUUUACAGAAGACUGCCUUUGCUUUUUAAAGAGAACUUAUAAAACUUUGUAACAUGAUUAUUUUCAAAAAACUUUUUUUAUAGCAAAUAACUGCACAUAGACAUUGUGCCUUGAAAACUUAGGUGGAAUAUUGUUCUGCAUGAAACAGGAUAUAUUUAUAAUAUUGUCAUAAAGUGGAGUGCCUGAUAUUUGAAAUUGUGUAAUCAUUAAAAACGAUUGUUUGCAUUAGUCAGUGAACCAAAGGUUAAUAUUAGACACUAUUCACAAUUUUUUUUAACUUAACAAUUGUAGGGUGUGUUUUUUUUAUACAAAAAGCAUUUGCUGCAUCAAACUGAGAUGUAAGAUAUGAAAACCUUCAGAAUUGCUAGCGUGCCGAGUGUAGGGUGAAUGAGGAGAGGAGAGAAACCAUGAAUCAAAUGUAAUUUGUAAGAUGGAUGUGUGCAUCCUUGGAAUUUUGUUAUAGGUCAAAACCUGAAUAAAAUUGACUUCCUGA